Molecule: messenger RNA, 1927 nt
Organism: Porites lobata
Lineage: Eukaryota; Metazoa; Cnidaria; Anthozoa; Scleractinia; Poritidae
Source: the annotation of a GenBank genome assembly
GGUGGUUUUAAUGCAUCAACUAUUCUUGGCAACGACAGUAGAUACUUGCAGAAUUUGACGUUGUUUUUGGAGCCCGUGAUCAAUAGCUCAGUCCGUAGUAGGUUUGUGAGGUGUUGGCACGCUAAAGAGGACGGCUGGGCGGCGUCUACGUUCCACGGCAACUGUGAUGACAAGGGACCCACUGUAACUAUCAUUCAAGUCGGCAGUUUUAUAUUUGGUGGAUACAGUGCCGUAACCUGGAAAAGCCCACCGCGUGAGUACAUGUACUAGGAGAAUCAGGAAUUGUUUAUUUUGCUUGCUAACAAUAAAGAACGAUAAAAUAGUACAGCGGCUUUUGGCUUGAUGUUUUUCUGUUUAAGUUCAACUCAAGGCGAGAAAGUAAUUCCUCAGCAAUCAGAAUUGGGCAUUUUCAUGAUGACGUCACUUGAAUACAACUACCAGAAGUUUGUUUUUCUCUAAUUCACAAAUUGAAAUAAAUUAUCCGGUCGGGUUUAAAUCUUAUAAGAAUCGAUUUUGAAAUACAUUUUAAAACAAAAGUCAGUGAUAAAAAAGAUGCUUGUCUUCAUGUCUUCAUUUUUAACGAUAAUAUAUACUUCCACGAAUCAUGUUAAUUUCAUAUCUUUUGAUAAUGAUGACAUGAAACCAUCGAAACGUCAAUUUACUUUUUUAUCGUUGAUUUCAGGUUUAAAUCACAACAUCAAUAAACAAAAUCUUGCAAAAUUUGGUUUCGCCCUGUCCUUACAAAAACCCAUCAAGGGGCCACUCCACAGGAGAGGACGCCUCUGGUACCAGCCUAAUUUUACUAAAUUAUCUUUAAAGUUCUCUAACUAUGUAGUGCGGACUCUUUUUAAUGAAGCAAAGUGUGGCUUAAGAACUACCCCCCGGGUCACGGUAGUCAGGAGGAUAAAAAGGAAAAUUUUUCCAUUGUAAAAAGCUAAUGUUGUAAUCACAUCCAUGAACAUUCAUGACCAAAAUUACCUUUAAAAGCUAAAUGAAACACGGAAUCAAGUGGUUCAGCCAUGCAGAGGUUGAAAAAAAAAAUGUAUUAGAUGCAUGUGUGAUACCGUCUGUCAUUUGUAUUUUAUGGACUUCAAGUAGGUUUCAGGUUCUGUCAUAAUUCGAUAGAUCUGAAUUUAGUUACGAUUCUAGUUUGCAUAAAUCUCUUUUCAGGACAAAAACCCUGCUCUUUUCUACUAACACUGAGGGAUUCCAGUUUAGGGAGAGCUCCCUUUCUGCUCAUAGUAGUUUGUUACUGCAUUAAAACUGCCUAAUUUUCUAGAAUAAUUUGCUCCUCCCCCAGUAAUUUCAAAGUCACUACAGUGUCAUUACUGCACUCAGCAAGACAACAAAUGGAUGUGUGGCUCAUGACACUUUUUUAGGAAUAGUGAAAAAUUUACACAAAUACAGCAAAUUUUAAAAAUUACAGUAAUGCAUGAUUUGUCUAGGAAUCUUUGUAUGUCAAGCUGGACUUGCACUCACUAUUUUAAACUGAGGUCCGGAUAAUUGAAUAUUCCUAGAAGUUAAUUUUUUAUGAGCGCCUUUAGUAAGGUCAGUAAGAAUUGUAAAAUGUCGUUAUUAUCUCCCAGGUCUUUGUUCCACAGGAUCUUCAAGUAAAGCCUUUAUCUACUCACUGACCAAUAACAACGGUUCUGGACACGCUGUGUACAAUCCCGUUAAGCUGCGAGUCAAGCCUGCUAGGUACAAUCAAGCUGUAGCCAGGUGUGAUUCAUCUGGACCAAGAUUUGGCUGGAAAGAUAUUCGCAUAUCAAACAACGCUGCUAGUAACCAGGUGUCUCGUACUUAUUGUGGCGGUCACUACCCCCUCCCCCCAGGGUAUUCUUUAUCUGGUCCUAACUGUACAUUCUAUGCUGGAAGCUCCAGAUUCACGCCAACAGAUAUCGAAGUAUUCUAUGAAACAACCACAUAA